AUGUCAAAUGCUUCUAGCUAUGAAAGCGAUUUAGAAAAUUCUUUCGUACUAAAUGCUAAUUUAGAUGCUUUAAAAAAGUCAGCAUCAAAUGUGUUUCAAGUACAAUGUACCUCUAUACAAGAGUUUAACGAAGGUGGAUUUCAUAAAGUAUAUAUCUUAAAGAUGGAAGAUGGUAAAGAAUAUAUUGGAAGAUUAGCAAUCUCUAUAUAUCCACAAUGGAAGACAGAAAGUGAGGUGGCAGUUAUGGAGUAUAUUCGUUUAAAUACGCAUAUCCCUGUUCCCAAAGUUUAUUAUUGGAAUAGUUCUGUCAAUAAUCCGGUAGGAACAGAAUAUAUUUUAAUGGAGUAUUUACCUGGUAUUCGUCUUUGUGAUAUAUGGAGUAACCUCAAAAUAAAAAAAAAGAAAAAAUUUUUUUUAAAAAUUAUUGACAUUCAAUUGGCACUUAAAAAACUUACGUUUUCAAAAAUUGGCAGCAUUUUUUUCGAUGGUAAAAAUGAUCAAUUUAAAAUUGGUCAAGUGAUUGAAAGUAUCUUUUUUACUGGUGAGCGAGCAACUUUACCCACUAUGGAACGCGGUCUUUUCAAAACAACAAAGGAAUAUAUCUUGGCAGUUAUUCGAAAUCAGAUGCAUUACUAUAGCAUGUUUAAAUCUACAAAUAAGCAAAAGAGUUUGAUUCCAAAAUAUGAAGAACUAUAUCAACUGGUACCAAAAUAUUUUCAGGAUGAUGGAAAUGACACGUUUGUAUUAACGCAUAUUGACUUUCACAUGUCAAACAUUCUUGUCAAGAAUGAUGAAAUAACAGGAGUCAUAGAUUGGGAAUGUUCUGGUGCGUUUCCAGUGGAGUGUUUAUGUACUUAUCCAGUAUGGAUAACUAACAAUCCUAUGAUAGAACAAACUAACAAAAAGUUUAGGGAAAAUAAAAUAUUACAACAAUUUUUUCAAGAUGAAAUGUCUCGUCGUGACCCUGAUUUUAUUCGAACAAUGGACAAUAUAGAUGAAGAAAAAAAAGAAUUUUAUUCCACAGUGUUUAGCCAAGAAAUAUGA
This is a messenger RNA of Racocetra fulgida, 1044 nucleotides long. Lineage: Eukaryota; Fungi; Glomeromycota; Glomeromycetes; Diversisporales; Gigasporaceae. The record is from the annotation of a GenBank genome assembly.